This is a messenger RNA of Eruca vesicaria subsp. sativa (arugula), 2764 nucleotides long. The record is from the annotation of a GenBank genome assembly. NCBI's taxonomy places the organism in Eukaryota, Viridiplantae, Streptophyta, Magnoliopsida, Brassicales, Brassicaceae.
AUGGAAGCUGUUGUUGCUGCUAAUGGAGUCAAUCAUAAACAUAAUGGUCUAUUGGAGACUAAACCGGAGAAGGAGAAACCGGUUAAGCCAACAAGUUUGAGCAGUGGUUCAGACAUAGAAGAAGAAGAGAGCAGUGUGAGAUCUCUGAAGCGAGUGUCUAAUAAAAAACGUAAACGGUCUACAGCUGAUGAAGGUAGAGUGGCUAAAACCAAAUCUUCAAAAGAGAAGAAAGCUCCAAAGAAACGCAAAGAAAAAACAAAUGAUGAUGAUAAUGAGAAGAAACUGAAGCAGAGAAGCUCUGUGAAAAGAAGAGCUAAAACGAAGAAAGAAGACAAGGAACGUGAACAAGAACUGAAACUAGUUCCUUUCAUCAACCAAACAGAUGCUGUUAACAGUUCAUGUUCACAUUCUGACUCGGAUUCUCAUGUGAAAAAUGAUAACUUCAAGGACUGCAGAAGCAUGACAAGGAGUUUAAGGGUAGCUUUGGGAGAGCUUGCGAUAUGCCACCAAUGCUUUAAAGGAGAAAGAAGAUUUCUUUUCAUUUGCACUUUCUGUGAAGAGAAAAUUUAUUGUUACCCAUGUAUCAAGAAAUGGUAUCCUCACUUGUCACAUGAUGAUGUUAUUGAGAAAUGUCCUUUUUGCCGUGGAACUUGCAACUGUGACAUAUGUUUGCAGUCAAGUGGACUGAUCGAGACAUCAAAGAGAAAGCUCGGUGAUCAAGAAAGAUUUCAUCAUCUCCAGUACUUGAUUGGAUCAAUGCUUCCUUUCUUAAAGAAGUUAUGCAAAGCGCAAGAAAAAGAGAUUGAAACCGAGGCAAAGAUUCAAGGACUAAUGACAUCCCAAGUUGAUAUAUCUGAGACUCUAUGCUCAAAUGAAGAGAGAGUCUUUUGUAACCACUGUGCAACUUCAAUUGUUGACUUACACCGAAGCUGUCCAAAAUGUUCUUAUGAACUCUGUCUCAACUGUUGCCAAGAGAUCCGUGGAGGGUUGUUUUCUGAACGUCCUGAAAUGAAGUUGGAUUUUGUUUAUAGAGGCAGCAGAUAUAUACAUGGUGAAGAUGCAGAACCAAGCUCUUCCUCUGUUCUUGAGGAUGAAGCUAAUGAUAACAAACCGUCUAUCAAGUGGACUGCUAAUGAAAACGGGAGCAUAACGUGUGCUUCAAAAGAGCUUGGCGGUUGCGGUGAAUGUGUUUUGGAGCUGAAACAUAUCUUACCGUUUACUUGGAUGUCAGAUUUGGAGAAAAGGGCAGAGACGUUCUUAGCAUCUUGUGGAAUCAACUCUCUGAUGAUCUCAAACUGUAGAUGUUCUGAUGAUGUGGAGAUGAGUAUGACGAGGAAAGCAGCUUCUAGAAACGGUUCAAAUGACAAUAACCUCUACUCUCCUGAUUCUUUUGACGUUUUAAAGCAAGAGGAGCUUCUGCAUUUUCAAGAACAUUGGUGCAAAGGCGAGCCAGUGAUUGUCAGAAACGCUCUUAACAACACAGCGGGUUUAAGCUGGGAGCCAAAGGUGAUGUGGAGAGCUUUAUGCGAGACUGUUGAUUCAGCAACUAGCUCCUCUGACGUCAAAGCUAUAGAUUCUUUAGCUAACUGUGAGGUGAAGAUCAAAACUCGUGACUUCUUCGAAGGAUACAUCAAAGGAAGAUCGUACGGUAACUUGUGGCCUGAGAUGCUGAAGCUUAAAGACUGGCCUCCUUCGGAUAAGUUUGAUAAUCUUUUGCCUCGUCACUGCGAUGAGUUCAUCUCAGCGUUGCCUUUCCAAGAGUACAGUGAUCCUAGAUCAGGAGUUCUCAACAUUGCUACUAAGCUUCCUGAAGGGGUUCUUAAACCUGAUCUUGGUCCAAAGACUUACAUUGCGUAUGGGAAUGCAGAUGAGCUUGGAAGAGGCGAUUCAGUUACUAAGCUUCAUUGUGAUAUGUCAGAUGCAGUUAAUAUUCUGAUGCAUACGGCUGAAGUAACACUAACUAAGGAGCAGCUCUCUGCAAUAGAAGCUCUGAAGAAGAAACACAAGCAACAAGAUGAAAAGGAGCUUCAAGAUCAAAGUGGUGUAGACAGAGGAGAGAUUGUUAGUUAUGAUGAAGAUGGGUUUCAUCAUGAUGAAACAGGGAGUGCGCUUUGGGACAUAUUUAGAAGAGAAGAUGUUCCAAAGCUUGAAGAGUAUCUAAGAAAACAUUGCAAAGAGUUCAGACAUACUUAUUGUUCUCCUGUGACUAAGGUUUAUCAUCCGAUUCAUGACCAAACGUUAUUCUUAACCGUGGAGCAUAAGAGAAAACUCAAGGCUGAGUUUGGGAUUGAGCCAUGGACAUUUGUACAAAAGCUAGGAGAAGCUGUGUUUAUUCCUGCGGGUUGUCCUCAUCAAGUUCGGAACCUGAAGUCGUGCACAAAGGUAGCUGUGGAUUUUGUAUCACCAGAGAACAUUGAUGAGUGUCUACGUUUGACCGAAGAGUUUAGACAACUCCCUAAGAACCAUAAAGCUAGAGAAGACAAACUUGAGAUAAAGAAGAUGUUGAUCUAUGCCGUGGAACAGUCCUUGAAGGAAGUGGAGACAUUAUUGCCAAAUUUAAGCUAAAAAGAAGUUGGAACUUUUUGUUGUGACUUAUUUUGUUCUCAAACAUUGUAGCAGGCCUUUGUAGAUUGUAAAGCCUUGCAUGGGGUUUGACUGUAGUUUUCUUUUGGUGUAAUGGAAAUGGAAAUGAUCCCCUUUUUUGGGUGUAAACCAGUCUUUUUUGGUAUAUGAAAACGAAAAUGUUCUAAUGUAUUUGUAAUAG